GAUGCGGAGCCAUGAAUGCCCCGGGGUGGCUGCAUCCUCUCCCUCGCACGGUCAGCCCCGACCCGACCGCGGGCGAAGCGCAAAGACAUGCUCUCGCGUUUCUGUCACAGGGACCGCCGGCUUACACCCAGUCCAUUGUGUUUUUACCCUAAUCUCGCUCCUCUGGUGCUCUUGGUGUUUAGAAGGAAAAUGCGACUUGUUUUUGCGAUUGAACCCCUGCCGAAUGUGGUGGAGCUGUGGCAGGCAGAAGAAGGGGAACUCCUGCUGCCCACUCAGGGUGAUUCUGAAGAGGAUAUGGAGGAGCAGUCUGAAGACCAGAGUUUCUCGGACAAGCUAUUUACUGAAAGGGGCUUGCAUUUUCAGCCAUCAGUUCUAGAUUUUGGAAUUCAGUUCCUGGGACAUCCAGCAGCAAAGAUCCUCUAUGCUUACAACCCUAGUAGGGAUAGUGAGGUUGUGGUGAAUUCAGUGUUUACAGCUGCUAGACAUUUUCAUGUGCCUCCUGUUCAUUGCAGGGUAAUUCCAGCAAUGGGGAAAACUUCCUUCAGAAUUAUUUUCUUACCUACUGAAGAAGGAAGCAUUGAAAGUUCUUUAUUUAUUAAUACCUCCUCAUACGGAGUCCUUUCCUAUCAUGUGUCUGGAAUUGGCACUCGCAGAAUCUCUACUGAAGAGUCUGCAAAGCCACUACCCAAUGCUUACUUCCUGCUUCCACAGGUUCAGAGCAUUCAGCUUUCACAAACACAGGCAGAAACCGCUAAUACUAGCCUCUUGCAGGUGCAACUGGAAUGCAGCUUACAUAAUAAAGUGUGUCAGCAAUUAAAGAGUUGUUAUCUGGAAUCUGAUGAUGUUUUGCGGCUGCAGAUGAGCAUAAUUGUAACAAUGGACAGUUCCUCAAAAGAAUUUGAAGAGAACACACAAGAUUUGUUAGAUCAUCUCGCUAUUGUGUAUGUAGCUAUAGACAAUUCUGAGACCUCAGAUGAUUCUGCCGUAAAUAUGUAUAUACUGCAUUCAGGAAACAGCCUUAUAUGGAUACAGGAUGUACAUCAUUUCUCACAGAGAGAUGCUCUGUCUCUGAAGUUUGAACCAGUACUGCUACCUACUUCUACAACAAACUUUACAAAAAUUGCCUCUUUUACUUGUAAAGCCACAUUGUGUGACAGUGGAAUGAAUUAUAUGGAAGUUGUGAGGAAAACAAAAAGCACGCCAACACUAAAAGCAUGCCUGUCCUCUCCUGUGGUUCCAGGGUAUUUCAGAAUGGACUCUGCUGCAGCCCAGUUUCACAUAGAGACUCACGAGAACACAUCAGGAGUCUGGUCCAUGUGGUAUCUCAAUCAUUUUGACCGGAGUAUUGUAUUAAACGAUAUAUUUGUUUCCAAGAAGACCAAGCACAUUUUAAAGAUUCUGAAUUUCACUGGCCCUUUAUUUCUACCUCCAGGCUGUUGGAAUAUAUUUUCUUUGAAACUUGCUGUUAAAGACAUUGCCAUAAAUAUAUUCACCAAUGUAUAUUUGACUACAAACAUAGGUGCCAUUUUUGCGGUACCUCUUCAGAUAUACUCGGCACUAACCAAGGAAGGGAGUCUGGGUUUUGAAGUGAUAGCACAUUGUGACAUGCAUUAUUUCAUGGGAAAGUCAAGAGCAGAAAUCCCUAAUUGGCAAAGGAGCCUUUCUCUGGAUCGCUCUACCUGGGAUGUGGAUUCUGAACUUGCAAAUAAAUUGUAUGAAAGAUGGAAGAAAUUAAAAAAUGGUGACGUCUGCAAGAGGAAUGUUUUAGGGAUGACUCGGUUUUCCCACUUGAAGAAAUCCAAGGAGUCAGAAUCCUUUGUUUUCUUCUUGCCUCGUUUGAUUGCAGAGCCUGGCCUUGUGUUAAACUUCAGCGCUACUGCCCUCAGGAGCAGUGUGGUGAAGUACUUCGUGGUACAGAACCCUUCCUCUUUGCCCAUCUCCCUGCAGCUCCUGCCUGUCUCCUCAUAUCCUAAGCCCGAAGCCGCCAUGCGCCUGCUCCACAAAUGGUUUGGCACUGAUAUGCAGAUGAUUAAUUUCACAACUGGUGAAUUCCAGCUCACCCAAGCUUGCCCUUACCAGGGUGUGAAUUCCGAGGAAUCCAGGUUUGGCAUCCUUCACUUACAUUUGCAGCCUUUAGAGAUGAGAAGGGUUGGUGUAGUUUUCACACCAGCUGACUAUGGAAAAGUCACCUCACUCAUACUAAUCAGGAAUAACUUGACUGUUAUUGACAUGAUUGGCGUGGAAGGGUUUGGAGCGAGAGAGUUACUGAAAGUGGGUGGAAGACUUCCCGGCAUGGGAGGUUCACUCCGGUUUAAGGUGCCAGAGUCCACACUGAUGGACUGCCGUCGACAGCUGAAAGACAGCAAGCAAAUUUUAUCUAUUACAAAGAACUUUAAAGUUGAGAACAUAGGACCUCUUCCUGUAACUGUGUCCUCUCUGAAAAUCAGUGGGUAUAACUGCCAAGGUUAUGGAUUUGAAGUGCUGGAUUGUCAUCAGUUUUCCCUGGAUCCAAACACAUCCCGGGACAUAAGCAUCGUGUUUACUCCAGACUUCACCUCCUCCUGGGUCAUUCGUGAGCUGACUCUUGUAACUGCUGCAGACCUGGAAUUUCACUUCACUCUCAACGUGACCCUCCCUCACCACCUGCUGCCCUUGUGUGCAGAUGUGGUUCCAGGGCCCAGCUGGGAGGAGUCAUUUUGGUGGCUCACGGUGUUCUUUGUCAGUUUGUCCCUGUUGGGUGUGAUUUUAAUAGCCAUCCAGCAAGCACAGUACAUUCUUACGGAAUUCAUGAAAACAAGACAGAGGCAAAAUUCUAGCUCUUCCUUACAGCAAAACAACAGUCCAGUGGAUGUAAUCGGCUCCCAUUCUCACAAAAGCAAUUGCAAGAACUUUCUUGAUGCCUAUGGCCCUUCUGAUAAAGGCAGGGGAAGAAACUGCCUUCCGGUUAAUGCCCCUCAGAGCAGGAUCCAGAAUGCCGCAAAGAGGAGCCCAGCAACCUACGGCCAUUCUCAGAAGAAGCAUAAGUGCUCAGUGUAUUACAGCAAACACAAAGCCGGCACAUCUCUGGCCAGCAGUGCCAGCACUACUACCGAGGAAAAACAGACUUUGGCUCUGGGCAGUUCCCUCUCUGUGCUUAAAGAGGACCUUUGCCCUGAUGUUAUGGGUGAGAACUGGAUAAACCUCAAGUAUGCAAGUGGCGUAAAUGUCAACCUUCAGAAGAGUUUAACCUUUCCCAAAAACUUACUGAAUAAAGAAGAAAACACACUGAAAAACACAUUUGUUGUCAAUAAUACUUCUUCAGAAUGUCAUAUGAAGGAGGAGAUACAGAUAUGUAUGUUUCCUAAGGAAACUGACAUUAAAACUUCAGAAACCAUGGCUGAGCUCAAGGACUGUGAGCUCUAUCCUCUGAAGGCCUCUAAGAAACUACCUGAAAAUCAUUUGCCAAGAAAUUCACCUCAGUACCAGUCAGACUUACCAGAAAUUUCCAGGAAAAAUAAUGGGAGUAACCAACAAGUGCCUGUCAAGAGUGAAGCAGACAAUUGUGAAACUUUGAAAAAGCAGGGUGACACAAAGUCUUCCUCUGAGAAGAAGAGUCACAAAGCAUCUAAAGAAGACAUAUGUCCUGAGAAACGGGACGUGCCUCCUGCUGAGCAAGAAGAUCCUUAUAGGAAGAAGAAGCUUCAGGAGAAAAAGGAAGGAAAUUUACAAAAUUUAAAUUGGAAUAAAAAUCGAACAUGUAGAAAAAACAAGAAAAGGGGCGUUACUCAGGUCUCAAGGCCUUCUGAACAGAGUGAAUUAAAGCUUGUGUGCAGUGAAUUCGGAAGGCCUGAGCUGAGCAGUGACAUGGAUGUAAGAAACUGGUGUAUACAGGAAAACACUGGGGAGGUUUGUAAAACAGACGCUGAAAUUGGAAGCUUACCUGCUGCACAGGGAGAGGCAGAGGAUUACUACCGGAAGCCUGAGAAGAAAUGCGUGGAAAAGUUCUGCUCGGAUUCUAGCUCAGACUGUGGCAGCUCUUCAGGGAGCGUGCGUGCCAGCCGGGGCAGCUGGGGGAGCUGGAGCAGCACCAGCAGCUUGGACGGGGACAAGAAGCCCGCGGUGGGCCCUCAGCACUUCCUUCCCACGAGUGAUAGUGUUUCACAAAAUGAUUUUCCUUCUGAAUCUCCCAUCUCCUUCAGUCUUUCUCACAACAUCUGCAAUCCCAUACACGUGAACGCUCUCCCACAAUAUGCAGAAACUGCCUGUCCCGGCCUCCCUGAUGGGCCUGCAGGUGAUGAAAAUAAAGGUCUUUGCCCACCUGGAGACCUGUGGCCCACCCAGCCAGUGUGUCUGACAAGCAGCUUAAACUGCAAUCUCGAGAGCAGCGUGCCUUGUGUGCUGCAGGAGCCUCCCCCCGUUCAUAAUAGCAGUUUCAUUGAUUGGAGCACAACUUGCGAAGGCCAGUUUCCUAAUGUGUACUGUCCAUUGGAGUUGAACGAUUAUAAUGCCUUUCCAGAAGAAAACAUGAAUUUCCCCAAUGGCUUCCCCUGUCCUGUAGAGGUUCAGACGGACUUUAUCGACAACAAUCCUCAGUCUACUUGGAACACGGCCACCAGCAUGCCGACUGCUUGGGGACAUGCCAGCUUCAUCAACUCUACGAUCACAGGAGCUAGGGCUGGCCACCCUCUGAAGGAACCUAACAUGUAAUCAGACUGGUAGGGGUUUACAGACGUUGAUAUUUCUACCCACCCCUGAAUGAAAAAGACAUCCCAUACUACAAGAGGCAUGCUCGUUUGUAGAUAAAAUGGAAAUCGGGCCAGGAAGCCCCGUGUUUGACACAGCUAUCGUAGGUGACCUUGCUGACCUUUUCAUCUGUGAUAAUAGAUGAAAUGGAAGUCCAGGGAAGGUCAGUGGUGGUGAUUGGGUCAUGACAUCUUCUGCCUGUGAACACCCACCCCUCCAUCCUAGAGUCCAGGACUUUCCCCUUUCAUAUCUGCUCAGUAGUUUUUACAGAUUAAGAGCAUUUGACCUAUGGACCAUCCCUUGGGUUCAAAAUUAGUAUAUCUAGUCAGAUGAGGAUUUCACAACCCUCCAUCUGAGGAAAGCGGAGUUAAAACAACCCCAAUUGUUGAGAAUAGUUUAAUAACUUCCAAUAACUUUUGUUGAAAGCUCUUGGGUGUGCAAAUGGUUUUGUGCUCAAUUGCUAACCUAAAGAUUGGCAGUUCAAACCCACCCAGCAGUACCAGGGAUGAAAAGGCCUGGCAGUCUCCUUCUAUAAAGAUUACAGCCAAGAAAACCCUAUGGAGCUGUUCUACUCUGUCACACAUGGGUCGGAAUCGACUUGAUGGCAACUAACAACAACAAGUUGGGUUGAUACUAUUGUGAUGUCCACUAUUAUAUAUUCAACUUCAACAUUUGCGUAUCUAAGGCUUUUUUAAUAUUUUUUUCCUCUCCCCGUUCAUACUCCAGCCCUACCUCGCAAGCACCCGAAGCUUGUCUCCAAUGUCUGGACUUUUUGGUUCCAUCUGGGCCCCACAGAGUGAUGUGUAUGAAAAUUGCUGCUCCAUCAACCCCACCACGGAACACGCGACUCACAUGGAAAA
Trichechus manatus latirostris (Florida manatee) is the source of this 5582-nucleotide messenger RNA. It is a transcript of the gene TMEM131L, whose product is annotated as transmembrane 131 like. Gene Ontology annotation, cellular component: plasma membrane. The transcript is spliced from 35 exons. The record is from RefSeq and is a predicted model, not a curated record. Lineage: Eukaryota; Metazoa; Chordata; Mammalia; Sirenia; Trichechidae. The coding region runs from base 16 to 4686 and encodes 1556 amino acids. Gene Ontology annotation, biological process: negative regulation of canonical Wnt signaling pathway.